This is a messenger RNA of Coprinopsis cinerea okayama7#130, 1878 nucleotides long. RefSeq lists its product as hypothetical. Lineage: Eukaryota; Fungi; Basidiomycota; Agaricomycetes; Agaricales; Psathyrellaceae. The record is from RefSeq and is a predicted model, not a curated record. The transcript has 4 exons. The coding region runs from base 1 to 1878 and encodes 625 amino acids.
AUGACUGUAUUACCACGAGAGCUCCUAUUAGCAGCGAGAAACGGCGACACAAGCGCCUUGGACGACUUGACUUCGCUCAUCUCUCAACAAAACUACAACUUGACUCUCCUAGACGCAAUACUCCACCACCUCCAAAAACCACCCAAGAUCCAACUUUCCUCACGGGUGAUCGACUACAGCAAGAUAGCCGCCGUCCUGGACCUCUGCAUCACUGCGCUCUCCUGUCUCGGAGUAGCCGUGCUACACUGCGAUCGCACUCUGACCUAUAAAACGGCCACCGUGUCCAAGGUCUCUGGGCAGCUGUACAGCAUCCUCGAGUGUAUCCAUGCGAGCGUCCUAUAUGCGUUGUUCCGCCAUACGAACGGUCCAGAGUGGAGGUCGGUGAUCUUGCGGCUCGCUUCGACGCUUGCCAACGUUAUGGACCUUGAUCCGAGUUUGAAGUCGCCCAUUCUAUCCUCCGAAACGGCGAUGAAAAUUGGCUUUACUCUCUGGACGCACACCGCCUCCGACCUUCAGCCCUACGCCGACCCGUACCUUCCCAAUGGCUGUCCCGUGUUUCGAAUUCUGAGAAGCUUCAGGAGGCACCCAGUCGGGUCGAUCAUCCUCCACGACCACGUCCUAUCGUCGCAGGAUAAUACCAGAAACUACGCUCUCGCGUUCUCUAACCGCGUCACUCAUCUCUCGUCCGUGUUUACCGAUGCGGCUGGACCCAGAGGUAGCACCACCGCCAUGAGGAUCGCGCUAGACUACCUGUCUGACAUCGAAGACCUCGGAAUGGACCUCAGCCGCGAUCCCAAUAUCCAGGCUUGGUUGACGAAAAUGGACAUCCUGAAGGUCUGGAUGGAAUUCUUGGCCCAGUUCGCCCACCGACUAGGAGUCGACCAUUCCCUGAUAGUCGUUCAACACAUGUUCACCGCCUACGCUGUGGGACCGUUCUCAAACCCUGUCAAAGCUGUCGCAGAGCUAUCGUCCCUGGGACUUCCAGGCGUCGUGGCGGGCUUACUUACUUCUGGAACACCAACCCGUCGAGAUGAUCAACGUGUCGCCGAGAUGAUGCUCGAGUAUUGGAGGGGGUACCUGUAUUAUCCGCGCACGCUGGGUGCACUUGUCGACGAAUUCGCUCAGAUGCCUCCGAAGGUACUUGCCAAAGUAUCACAACUCCGUCCUGCUGUCCAAGGGUGGAAGCCAUUCCUUCAAGAACUCGGUGAUCAAGAGGACACACUGACACACUGCACCCUCGAUCCUCUUCGCAUUUGCGAUAACCUCAACCACACCACCCCAACGCGACGCUUCUCCAUUUCGAAGACCUGCGCUGAUUGUCAGACUGUCGUUUAUUGCAGUCCUGAAUGCCAGCGUCAGGAUUGGAAGUCGCGACAUCGCACAGAGUGCAAAAUAAUGCGCCACAGCCGUGCAGUCCUUCGAACGAGAAACCUCAGUUACACCGCCCAAACGCGCGCGUUCCAGCUUCAAACCCUUUUAUCCGCGUUCCACGGGAUCCAAAUGGGCAUGGAGGACAGAAACAACAACGCACAACGGGGCCACCGCUGCCGCCACGCCUCACUACUCCACCAACCCCAUUUCGUGUUCCUCAACCUCUGCACUUUUAAUGGCGACAACUUUGACUGGGACGUCAUCCCUAUUGAAGAUUACCCUCAACUCCGCCGAGAGAUGGGCUGCCACCCUGUCUGUCCUGCGAUGGAGUCGAGGAUGGACACGAUCGUUCAGAAUUUUGGAGCUCGGCGGGAUACGGAAACUAGAUUGAUGUUGGCGAUUUUUGCUUGGAAUAUGUGGUUUAGGGUGACGAUGGUUGUCGAGUUUGCGCCGAAGGAUGGAAAGGAUGGGUGGAUUCCCCUGCGUAAUGCCAUUCAGAUUGAGUGA